Knipowitschia caucasica is the source of this 1455-nucleotide messenger RNA. The record is from the annotation of a GenBank genome assembly. NCBI's taxonomy places the organism in Eukaryota, Metazoa, Chordata, Actinopteri, Gobiiformes, Gobiidae.
AUGGGAAUAGAUCAAAAGAAGAAACAGAGUGACGAGGCUAAAGAGGUCAAAGAUGCCGUGCACCUACAUCGCCAGAUCGGCCUGCUGCCGGCUGUGUGCUUCAUUGUCGGGACAGUGGUGGGCAGUGGGAUCUUCAUUGCUCCGAAAGGUGUUUUGAUGAACAGUGGCACAGUAGGGCUGUCGCUGGUGGUCUGGGCUCUCUGUGGAGUCUUGUCCAUGUUUGGGGCACUGUGCUACGCGGAGCUGGGCACCACUUUCUCAAAGUCAGGAGGCCAUUACACUUAUUUACUGGAGACACUUGGGCCACUGCCUGCUUUCUUAAGACUCUGGUCUGAGUUCUUUUUCAUCAGGCCAGCAGUAGCAUCCUACGUGGCAUUGGCGUUUGGUAAAUAUGUGGUCGAGCCUUUCUUUACUCCAUGUGCUGCUCCUUCAGAACUCAUCAAAGUGGUCGGCAUCCUGGGAGUGACAUGUGUUGUGGCUGUAAACUGCUGGAGUGUGACUGUGGCUUCUCGCACACAAGUGACCUUAACCUUUAUCAAGAUGUUUGCUUUAAUCCUCAUUAUCAUCCCUGGUGUCAUAGCAUUAGCCAAAGGAAAGACUGAACAUUUCCAGAAUUCAUUUGAAGCUAAUUCGGUAACACUGGACAAACUACCAUUGGCUUUUUAUAAUGGUUUAUAUGCCUUUGGAGGCUGGUUUUAUCUGAACUAUAUCACGGAAGAGAUUAUCAACCCAAAUAGAAAUAUCCCACUUGCUGUCAUCUUCUCUAUGGUGACAGUGACGGUCUUCUAUUUGCUGGUGAAUGUAGCGUACUACACUAUGAUGAGUCCUUCAGAGCUGCUCCAGUCUGAUGCCGUAGCUAUGACAUUUGCAAACCGGGCUCUCCAAGGUGUGUCUUCAGUUAUCCCCAUUCUUGUGUCAAUAUCGUGUCUUGGAGCUCUUAAUGGAGGCUUCUUUGGGGUGCCCAGAAUGUUUUUUGUUGGAGCCCGAGAUGGUCACUGGCCAUCAAUAUUUUCUAUGAUCCACAUCCGCAGACACACACCUUUACCAGCUGUACUCUUUCUGUAUCCCUUGCUUGUGCUGAUGAUGAUGCAUGGAGAGAUAUACAAACUGAUCAACUUUGCUUCGUUUCCUCGAUGGUUCUUCCUCGCAUUAGCCACACUGGGAUUACUCAUAGACCGAUACCGCUUUCCUGAAAGGCCAAGACCUUUCAAGGUGCCAAUGGUCAUUGUGGUCAUCUUCACUGUAGUGUCCUUCUUUAUCGUGGGGCUCUCUCUUUACUCUGACCCCUGGUACACCGGCGGCAGCUGUGUCCUGACUCUGAGCGGAGUACCAGUCUACUAUGUGACUGUGCACACCUCUCGGGUGCCCAAGAGAUUCAGGCGCCUCUUAAAUCUCUGCAGUAAGCAACUGCAAAUUCUCCUUGAAGUGGCCCAACAGGAAGUCCAGACAUACUGA